Fomitopsis serialis is the source of this 789-nucleotide messenger RNA. RefSeq lists its product as uncharacterized. The record is from RefSeq and is a predicted model, not a curated record. Bases 187 to 585 code for a protein of 132 amino acids. NCBI's taxonomy places the organism in Eukaryota, Fungi, Basidiomycota, Agaricomycetes, Polyporales, Fomitopsidaceae. The transcript has 3 exons.
UGCAUAAUCCGCGGAGCUGGUGGUCCAAGAAGUGGCAGACGCGUCGGCUGGUUGAGUCACGGGCCGAGCAAGGAGAUCUCAUCAUGAUCAGAGCCGCGAGCGUUCCCCAGACCGUCGCGGACAUGCAAUGGCAACUCUGACAACCAACUCAUCUCACGCACUCUGACACCAUCCGCCUUCACCGCCAUGGCUCCCAUCCGCGACCAGCCUGCACGCACCGUCGAACAUGAUUUGGGGGAGCAUUUCACACAACGCGGCGGUGAACCUGCCGGCGCACCGACCACGGAUACGACCAAGCCCAAGACGUCGCCGCAUCUCCCGGACCUCGACCUGCCUCAGUCGGAUUUCGACCUCACGACCACGUUCGAGUCGAUUCUGUCCGAGCCGCAGUCGCGCGACGAGCCAGCCGAGAUGCAGAUCGUGCAGAAGCGCGCGAGCAACGUCCUCAAGCUCACGCAGGAGAACGAAAAGUUGCAGGCAGAGUUGCGUGCGAUGACGGCGCGGCUGGAAGCAGCUGAGCGCAGGCAGCAGGAGCUGGCGCAGAGAGCCGCGCGCGAGCAGGAAAGGAAUCCCCCUUCGUCAUGACCACACCCCCAACGUUGGUCCCCCGUCUUUGCCGCUGCUGCAGCGCAUUGAAUCCACCGCUCCAUACCCCCAUCCGGCGCGUUCCCUCGGAUGCCUUUUCGCUUCUCACAGUGGUAAUUGUACGUUACGGAAGUCUACGAGUAUAGUUUGGCACACUUGCAUGAAUCGUCUGGUCUUUGAACAAAGUUGGAGUUCCCUUGUAAU